AUGAUUCCACCGUCGCUGCUGGAGCCUCUACUCGCCUCGGGCGUCAUCAUCGUCUAUCCGGAUUACCGUAUGCUCGAUCCUUCGACCAUCUACGAUCAACUUGAAGACGUCGAGGCCCUCUUCACCUACUUUGCUACCUUCGAAUUUUCGAGCUCGCUUCCUACCGGCGUGUCCGUUGAUCUCGACCGAGUUGGUCUGAUUGGAUUCUCUGCGGGCUCUCUCUUCACCGUACCCAAUGGCGAUCAUGAUCUCGUGGACAAUGAUACCAAGGCUGUUCUACCUGAACGAGAGGCGGCGUACCUCGAAACGGCCGAGUUCCUCGUCAAGCACUUGACGUUUUAG
Molecule: messenger RNA, 342 nt
Organism: Microbotryum saponariae
Lineage: Eukaryota; Fungi; Basidiomycota; Microbotryomycetes; Microbotryales; Microbotryaceae
Source: the annotation of a GenBank genome assembly